Molecule: messenger RNA, 1411 nt
Organism: Haplochromis burtoni (Burton's mouthbrooder)
Lineage: Eukaryota; Metazoa; Chordata; Actinopteri; Cichliformes; Cichlidae
Product: transcription factor Sox-14
Exons: 1
Coding region: 219-944 (241 amino acids)
Biological process (GO): regulation of DNA-templated transcription; cell differentiation; anatomical structure morphogenesis
Molecular function (GO): DNA-binding transcription factor activity, RNA polymerase II-specific; RNA polymerase II cis-regulatory region sequence-specific DNA binding
Source: RefSeq, a predicted model, not a curated record
CGCCCAGGCUUUUGGCUUUAUGUAGUUUUCAGCUCCACUUUGUGUAAACGCUUCAGUCAAUUUGGACUUAGUGUUAGCUUAAAAUAUUUCUCUGGCUAUUCCCGAGAGUUCUUCGCACUUUUCCAUUUUACUCACUAGAGAAACAUGAGCUUUUUGAAGGAGUAGGUGAAUUUAAAGUGCGGUCAGUAGGUGUUUUAAUUAAUGCGUCUGUCCCUGCGAUGGCAAAACCUUUAGAUCACAUCAAGAGACCUAUGAACGCCUUCAUGGUUUGGUCCAGAGGUCAGAGGAGGAAGAUGGCCCGGGAAAACCCGAAGAUGCACAACUCUGAAAUCAGCAAGAGACUCGGAGCGGAGUGGAAAAUGCUCUCUGACUCUGAGAAGCGUCCCUACAUCGACGAGGCCAAGAGACUGCGGGCUCAGCACAUGAAGGAGCACCCGGAUUACAAGUACAGACCCCGGCGCAAACCUAAGAGUCUCCUGAAGAGGGACCGGUUCGUUUUCCCGUUGCCGUCUUUACUCGGGGACGCAGCGGAACACUUGAAAGGAUUUUCCAUCGACUCUUUUCUCGUCCCCGGGGAUAAAGCCAGAGCUCUCCUGGCUCCCGCCUCCGCUGCUUCCUCAUUCUCUCUCCUGGAGCCGGUGGCACAUUUCAGCACCGGAGCUGUCCAGCGGAUGGCGGAGAUACCGCACUCUCUGACCGCAGGCGCCGUGCCCUACAGCGCGCACACCUUUGGAUACCAGACUGGAGGGUUUGGGGGUCUGCCCUGCCCCGCACAGCACACCCACACUCACCCAUCGCCUUCCGGCCCGGGAUACAUGAUGCCGUGUAACUGUGGCGCCUGGUCUGCAGCUACUUUACAACCCCAGGUGGCAUAUAUCCUCUUUCCUGGAGGGAUGACCAAGAGCGGCAUGGACUCGUACGCUUCACCCAGCUCCAGUGUGUGACAGACUGGAUACACAUAAAGACGCAUGGGCAGGAGGGGGAAAGUUUGCGCACAGAAAGAAGAAGAGGUCGUUUAGAGACUCAGGCUUAGAUGACCACAUUUAAAUAUUAAAGUGUCAGCGCAGAUAUUUCAAUCAUGGAUUGAUUAAAAAAAAAACCUAUAAAAGUCCCUGUAUUACUCCUUAUUCCAUGUAAAUAGAGUAAAAAAAAGUAUUUAGAGAAGGGGGAGGGUGGUGAUGAUGCUAAUUUGUUACUCUUUUGUAAGAAAAAUCGUUUCAGUUUAAAUACAGUGGACAUGCAUAACAUAGGACCAACAUGCUGAAGUUAUAGACUUGUCUCCUCCCCCUUUCCAAAACAGGUUUUCAUUAGUUCUCACACUUGGACAGUUAUUCCACAGAAUAUCUGCUUCAUUAAGUGGGACUGUUUUUGUUUGAUUGAUUGAUUUGUACUCUGAAUUGGGAAUAAUAAA